Messenger RNA from Ceratitis capitata (Mediterranean fruit fly), 1415 nucleotides. RefSeq lists its product as uncharacterized. The transcript has 2 exons. NCBI's taxonomy places the organism in Eukaryota, Metazoa, Arthropoda, Insecta, Diptera, Tephritidae. The record is from RefSeq and is a predicted model, not a curated record. The coding region runs from base 44 to 559 and encodes 171 amino acids.
GUGAACACAAGCUCCACCACACCAGUAUCUCAAAUAAAAUAAUAUGGCCAAGUUUUUAGUUUUAUUAAUUUUUACUUUCUGUCUGGCGUUGCAGCUUGUCAAAGCAUUUCCGCAAAAUGUCGCAGAGCCGGAGCAGUCUACAGAUCUCGAGGUGAACAAGGAUUUCGGAACGGAGUUGGCUAAAAGCACAACAACAACAGUACCGGCCACAACUGAUGCUGUCACAGAUGAAAGCACUGAUUCUAAACAAGAAAGCGAUUCCGAUUCUACUGAAGAUUUUUCAUAUCCUCCAUUAAAGUAUUACAUAAUAAAAAAUCGCCUAACGCUCUUCACACUUAAAGUUGUACAAAAUCACCUAAAUACUAUUCUAACUGUAGGUCACGAAUAUACCACCGCCUCAUUGAAGGCCCUGAAUGAAAUGCCUAAUAAGACGUCGGAUAUAAAAGCGAACAUAACGCAUCUGAAUGAUUUAUUGGCACGCUUGGAGGGGCUAGAUUUGGCGAAAAAUAAUUUUGAUGGGUUUCUUGACAAAAUUGGUCUCAUAAAUGGCUUAAAAUAAUUAUAUCAAAAUUUUACAGAACUCAGGCGUUUUGAUGAUGAUGUGCUGAGCGAAUUAUAUAUGACACUCGGUUUAAGAAUCGAAGCUUCAUUGAAGGAGACCAUUGAGAAAUUAAACGUAAUUUUUCACAAUUUCUUCGGUGCAUUGGAUGAGGAAGAGAAGCAGAGAUUUUCAGAACAAGUUGAAGCUUAUGAUAAAUAUAUAUCGCGUGAUACGGAUUUAGCUAAAUUCAGUGAUGCGGUGUUCUUGCUGUUAAACAAUCCCAUUUGGUAAAUUUAAAUGAAAAAAUAGUUAUAUUGUUUUCAAAAGAAGUUUUUUAUAUUGAUGUUGACCUUUUUAAAUAAUAGCACCUUAUUAUGAACACAUAUCUCAUAAAAACCCUUCUUUUCUGCUAAUAUUUUUCCCAAAUAUUUUUCCCAAACUGACAACGAUCGUUUGACGAAGAAUUUAUUACAUGUUGUUAUUUCUUUUGUUUUAGAUGCCUAUUUUUCUAUUUGAAAAGAGUUCAGAAAGGUCUGCGAAAAUAUUAUUCUUCGCCAUAAUCAAGAAAAAGCUCUGAAUUAUUACUAUUUUUUGGAGAUUUGAAAGAAAUAAUUUGGUUUUAAUAUCUUGACUGCUCCUGAUGUGUUUCAAAGAGAUCAGUCAGCAGAGACGAAAUAAAAAAUAUUAUUGUAUUCUUACCUUUCACGAUAAUUUACCUCUUCGUCAGAACAUUUUAGUGCUUUAGUUUUUUUUAAUGUGUAAUUUAUUUACCGGCACUAAUAAUUGUUCGAGCUUGCCUCUUUUCCAUGGUUUAGCAAUACAAAUUAUAUAAAAAUACUUGGAGACACGUAACAAACAAAUGAAAUCUAUUUAA